GAAGUCCAAACUAGGUGCAGUUGGGAGACGGAUAAAAGCCGCGACCUCAGCCGACUUGAACCAAAGGUCUACGAAGGUGAGUUGGAAAAAUUAGAGGCAGAGUCCGAGCCCCAGUGGUUCCUCGGGUUCCUACCGUCGGAUGCCGUCUGCCGCAGAGCCCUUCCUUUCAAUCUCUACGACCAGAGCUCUGCGAGAUCGAGAGCCAGCCUUCGACUCCACUGUCUUCAGCAGGAAUACCUCUCACGGGCUACCAUAUUCUUUGCGGCACUUCGCUCCCGGUGGUCUUCUUUGAAUUGGCCCUCUUGGACAUCUCAUCCUGUCUCAUCUCCUAUCACCGCACCUGCUGGUAGUUCUGACGAUUUCAGCAUCCUCAAGGCUCAACUGAAGUCCUUGAACUCUGACGUAGGAGCCAAGCUGAUCGAGAUCUCCGCACGCUUAGACAGAAUUGAUGAACAGUCUUUGGUCAUCACGAACUCCAUGGCACGUCUUCGCAGCGAAAGUGAGUCUCGUCUAGCCGACAUCGAGUCUCGUACCGCGGCCGUGUCUCAACCUGCCCCUAACAAUGAUAGCCUAUUGGAGUCAGCCGUUGCCCUGCUGAAACAGGAGGUUGCGGUUCUGUCUUCUCAUUUGAAGCAACUGCGAGAGGGCCGCAUGUCAACGUCUGCUCCGGAUAUUGCUAUUGAGGUUAUUGUCGACCAACUAGCUAAACGUGCUGCCUUCGUUUCCACCGCUACCCUCGAAAGCAAACUGGCCGAGGUCAAGCAGCAGAUUGCAUCAUCAAGCUCGCAGCCAGUGGAUAGUAGUCUAACUGACGCAGAAAAGACAGAGUUUGAGGCGAAGCUUUCGCGGCUGUCGCAGGCAGUUACGGAGCUGCAGGCCGCCCUCGUGCAACACCGGUCCGACCUUACUGGCCAGGAGGAGUGGGAGUCUCAGAGGCUUUCAUUCGACGGCCUGCUUGCAAAGUCCGAGAAGGAAUCAGAGGGAAGAAUGGUCGCCUUACGAGCCGAACUUACCACUUCGAUGCAAAAGAAUACCGAAGAGGGCAUUUCCAAGCUGAUGGCACAACUUGGCUCCAUAUCAGAAAAGGUAGCCGCCAUGGAACAGCUGAAUCACAAUUUGCAGGCAGCUAUAGGUGGAUUAAAAGACGAAGCAAAAUUGGGUGUGAAUUCGGACUCUGGUGUGAUUGCGAAUCUGAAACUGUCCACCACAGAGCAGAUUCAGGCGGCUGAAGACAGACUAAAGGCGGCCUUUUCGCAACAGUUGACUUUAAACCUACGUGAGAAAAUCCUUGCCGAAUUGAAUUCUCUAGAUAACGAAGAACUUAAUGCCCGACUGGCAUCAAUCAUCAAGUCGACCGUGACUGAAACUCUCAAGAAGUCCUUGAAAGGUAUAUCGCGGUCUCUUACCUUCCAUCUAGAGCUCUCACCGGAGGUUGGCGGAGCAUCGUUAAGCAGCAUUGGUUCAGCAAUCACUGCCGCUCUGACUACCUACGCGGCCGAUCGGACGGGGCUUGUUGACUUCGCACUCGCUUCCGCGGGCGGCACUGUCGUCAACACUCGGUGCACCCGCAGCUACAAUAAGGGCGCAUCCGCCUUCUCCUUCCUCGGCAUCCCCCUCUUCUAUUUCCGCAACUCUCCCAACACAAUACUUGAACCAAAUAACCAACCGGGUGAGUGUUGGGCGUUUGAGGGAGCAGAAGGCCAGGCCGUUAUUCGUCUCGCGGCACCCGCCCACAUUACCGGUGUUUCUCUGGAACACAUACCGAAGUCUCUUUCCAUCCACGGGCACAUAGACUCAGCUCCGCGCGAGUUUCAGAUCAAGGUUAGUUUCACAGUUUUUGCCUGUUACGAUGAGUCUGGCGAACUGCUGGGGACUUUCAAGUAUGACGAGAAUGGCACACCCAUACAGUUCUUCCCCAUUCAGCCCAAAGUCGCCUCCAAAGCGGUGCAAUUUAUUGAAGUUGCUGUACUCAAUAACUAUGGCAAUCCGGAGUACACAUGCAUAUAUCGUCUACGUGUACAUGGGUCUGCUGCUGCUGCUGCUGCCACUGAACGCAGUUAA
Messenger RNA from Dibothriocephalus latus, 2061 nucleotides. NCBI's taxonomy places the organism in Eukaryota, Metazoa, Platyhelminthes, Cestoda, Diphyllobothriidea, Diphyllobothriidae. The record is from the annotation of a GenBank genome assembly.